AUGGAAAAACCUUUUUACGGGCGGACAGGGGCGUUGGAGGACGCACGACAGGGCCUUCCCGUGGCGGGGUCGCGUUUUGCUUCGGCUCGCCCGGGCAAGUGGUUUCCAUCGUUGCUGACGGUGCCGCAGCGUGUGCUCCAUGGCAUUUUAGAGGGGGAUGGUGUCGACUGCAGCAUUUUUCGCUUUCUUGGAGUGGCGUGCGUUUACGAGGAACUACGGAAACGGCACGCGGAUGGCACACGCCAUGGUGCCUUGCUUCGCGACGUCUUGAAUUGGCACCAAGCAUCAUUUGACGAGGUGCGUGAGUGUCGUUGCGCAGCCGCCGAUGUUGCGGACGGUGUAUUCCGGCCGUAUUUGCCGGCGUACAACAUAUGCGUGCUGAAGGAGGGCCAGCUUUUGGUGUCACACGCUGCGGUCUCACGCCGAGCGGUGACGCUUGUUGGCAGGGACCGAGAGGUGAACGACAUCCUCACCGACCACACAAGUUGUUCCGCACAACAUGCCGCGCUGGAGGUGCGAUUUGUGUACGCCCACGCUGAGGCGUUGGACCAGCAGAUAACUGCGUGCAUGGAAGGCAGGGAGAUUGACUGGGGUUCAGCGCAGGACGUUAGCGAGCUCUGCGUUCAUGUGCGUGAGGCGAUGGAGAAGUUAGGCGACGGUGAAGAUGCGUGGCUGAUGGAGCUGCAGGUGCUGGAUCUCGGCUCGACGAACGGCACACGCCUCAACAAUGAGCGGCUCCGGCCUUUUGUUCCCACGACGCUCAUUGAGGGUGACAUUUUGACUUUUGGGUUUUCGACGAGGAGUUAUGUUGUGGUGCGGCCGUAG
Messenger RNA from Trypanosoma cruzi, 825 nucleotides. RefSeq lists its product as uncharacterized. Gene Ontology annotation, molecular function: mRNA binding; protein binding. Lineage: Eukaryota; Euglenozoa; Kinetoplastea; Trypanosomatida; Trypanosomatidae. The record is from RefSeq and is a predicted model, not a curated record. Gene Ontology annotation, cellular component: nucleus. The coding region runs from base 1 to 825 and encodes 274 amino acids. The transcript has a single exon.